Molecule: messenger RNA, 2950 nt
Organism: Saccostrea cuccullata (small rock oyster)
Lineage: Eukaryota; Metazoa; Mollusca; Bivalvia; Ostreida; Ostreidae
Product: DNA-directed RNA polymerase III subunit RPC1-like
Exons: 26
Biological process (GO): DNA-templated transcription
Cellular component (GO): RNA polymerase III complex
Molecular function (GO): DNA binding
Source: RefSeq, a predicted model, not a curated record
GUAUUUGAGGUAUGGUAACAGAGAGAAAAUUGCCAAGGAACUCAAGUUUGGGGACAUUGUUGAGCGUCACCUGAUAGAUAAUGACAUUGUCCUGUUUAACCGACAGCCAUCUCUUCAUAAACUCAGUAUUCAAGCAUUCUAUGCCAAAGUUAUGCCUCACAGAACUUUCCGGUUCAAUGAAUGUUGUUGUAACCCUUUCAAUGCUGACUUUGAUGGAGAUGAAAUGAAUCUACAUUUACCACAGACAGAGGAAGCCAAAGCAGAGGCAAUCACAUUAAUGGGGUCAAAAUCAAAUAUAAUCACUCCAAGGAAUGGAGAACCUUUGAUUGCUGCUAUCCAAGACUUCAUCACUGGUGGCUACCUCAUCACACAGAAGGACGUGUUUGUGGAUAGAGCCAGGGCCUGUCAGUUGAUAUCAGCCAUGUUGUCAAACCGAGAGACCAAUCUUAAGAUUGACCUUCCCCCUCCUGCCAUUAUCAAACCUAUGAAACUGUGGACAGGGAAGCAGAUUUUUAGUGUUCUUCUGAGGCCCAACAAAGACUCUCCUGUCAGAGCUAACCUGAGAACAAAGGGAAAGAACUACUCCAAAGGGGAAGAUCUGUGUGUGAAUGAUUCUUUUGUGGUAAUUCGGAACAGUGAGCUGUUGUGUGGUUCUAUGGACAAAGGCACUCUGGGUGGUGGAUCUAAGAGUAACAUUUUCUAUGUGAUCCUGAGGGACUUUGGGGAACAGGAGGCAGCUGAUGCUCUAUCUAGACUGGCCAGACUUUGUCCUGCUUAUCUUAGUCAUAGAGGCUUCUCCAUUGGAAUAGGGGAUGUAACUCCUGGUGCUGGAUUGAUUAAAGCCAAAAAUAAUCUUUUGGAUGAUGGGUACAGAAAAUGUGAUGGGUUCAUCCGAGAUUUAGAUGAGGGUAAACUUCAGACUCAGCCUGGCUGUACUGAAGAAGAAACCUUAGAGGCUAUGAUUCUGCGAGAGCUGUCUGUUAUUAGAGACCAUGCUGGAAAAGCCUGUCUCAGAGAACUACACAAAAGUAACAGUCCACUUAACAUGGCCAUCUGUGGUUCUAAAGGUUCCUUCAUCAAUAUUUCUCAGAUGAUUGCUUGCGUAGGACAGCAGGCUAUUAGUGGAAAGAGAACACCCAAUGGAUUUGAGGACAGGGCUCUGCCGCAUUUUGAGAAAUUCUCUAAGGACCCUGCAGCUCGAGGGUUUGUGGAGAACAGUUUUUACAGCGGACUGACCCCCACAGAGUUCUUCUUCCACACAAUGGCCGGAAGAGAGGGCCUUGUGGACACCGCAGUCAAAACAGCAGAAACAGGAUACAUGCAGCGACGACUCGUCAAAUCUUUGGAGGAUCUUUGUUCCCACUAUGACCUGACAGUCAGAAGCUCCACCAAUGACAUUGUACAGUUUGUGUAUGGUGGAGACAGUCUAGACCCCGCCUCCAUGGAGGGAAAGGACCAACCAAUCGACUUCAAGAAAGUCUAUGAUCACGUCAAGGCUAACACCAGAAGCAGUUUCCGAGAUGAACCUUCUCUGUCUGGGACUGAGCUACAAACACUGGUCAACACCAUGUUACAAGAAGACAAGUACAAAAGCUGCAGUGAGGAUUUUAAAGAUGAUUUGAUAAAAUUCAUAGAAACAGUGGGUUCAGACAUUGACUUGGCAAGAGAAAGGUUUGGAAUAGUUGAUGCACAGCAAGAUAAAUUACCUCCAGUUUUGUUUGAGCUGAACAGAGUGACACCAUCCCAAGUGAAACAUUUCCUGAAUGUGUGCAGGGAUAAAUUCAUGAAGGCACAGAUAGAACCAGGAACAGCAGUGGGUGCUGUCUGUGCACAGAGUAUAGGAGAGCCAGGAACUCAGAUGACUCUGAAAACUUUCCAUUUUGCUGGGGUGGCUUCCAUGAACAUCACCCAGGGAGUACCAAGAAUCAAAGAAAUUAUCAAUGCCUCAAAGAACAUAAGUACCCCCAUCAUAACAGCAGAACUUAUGGUGAAUAAUGACCCCGAGUUUGCUAGAGUGGUCAAAGGGAGGAUAGAGAAAACCACUCUAGGGGAGGUGUCAGAAUACAUAGAGGAGGUUUUCAUACCAGAUGACUGCUUUAUUCUUGUGAAGCUAGAUUUGGAUAGAAUAAGACUGCUCAAGUUGGAGGUGAAUGUUGAGAGCAUUAAAGAAUCCAUUUGUACAAGUAAACUGAGGGUCAAGCCUCAGGAUGUACAAAUUCAUAGCUCAGCUAUACUCAGCGUGAGGCCCAGGGAAACAUCAAAGAGUUCACUGUACUACAUACUUCAGAUGUUAAAGAAAGAACUGCCCUCUGUCAUGAUCAAGGGAAUUCAGAAUGUGACAAGAGCAGUCAUACAUAUUGAUGAGAAAAAGGGAGACACCUAUAAACUCCUAGUAGAGGGAGACAAUUUACGAGCUGUCAUGGCAACACCAGGAAUUAAGGGGACACAUGCCUCUUCAAAUAAUACCUUUGCCAUGGAGAAGACACUGGGUAUUGAGGCAGCACGUACAACAAUUAUGAAUGAAGUUAACUACACAAUGUCUAGUCAUGGAAUGAGUAUUGAUAUCCGUCACGUCAUGUUACUGGCAGAUUUGAUGACAUUCAAGGGUGAAGUUCUUGGCAUCACUCGCUUUGGAUUGGCAAAAAUGAAGGAAAGUGUUCUCAUGUUGGCAUCAUUUGAGAAAACAGCUGACCAUUUGUUUGAGGCAGCUUACCAUGGACAAAGGGAUGCCAUCAAUGGGGUCAGCGAGUGCAUUAUCAUGGGCAUUCCUAUGGGGAUUGGCACUGGACUCUUCAAACUGCUCCACAAAGCUGAGAAGAUUGAUCCAACACCCCCACGUAGAGAACUGAUAUUUGAUGUACCAGAGUUCCACCUUCCAGGAAUGGACAUCUCUUAGCAGUUGCUGUAUGAACAUUGUAUUUUUUGUUGUUAAAAAUAAAAAUCUUCCUGU